GUGCAAUCCAUCUCCCUGUAAUACCUGCGACACCUGCGACACCUGCGACACCUACAGUUGUGAUGCCCGGGUUCCAAGCUACAACUGCCGGCAGCUGAAUCCUUCCAUUGUCGCUGCCGCUAUAACUAUUCAUACUUACCCUUCCUCAAGGAAGCUACUGUCGCUCCGAUCCAGCUUCCUACUUCCUAUCGAAACACCAAUCUUUCUCCAUCUAAACACGCUCCGAACUGCACCAAUGGCAUGCCAUGUUCAAGCAUCACGACAGUCGAGGAGCUGCCUCUCCUGCGAUUCGCGGAAGGUCAAUUCUGCCCCUACCGGAUGAAGCCAUCGCCCAAAUCAAGUCCUCAACUGCCAUCACUUCUCUCAACGGCGUCGUGCUUGAUUUGCUGAAGAACGCAUUCGAUGCGCGUGCCACCAGGAUCGAGGUUACCGUAGACUGGGCUAGAGGUAGCUGUACUGUCGAGGAUGAUGGUCUUGGAAUUGCCCCGCUCGAAUUUGCCGAUGGAGGCGGCUUGGGAAAACUCUACUAUACCUCUAAGUAUAGCUCCCAGGAAGUAUACCUGGGUCGCCACGGAACAUUUCUAGCUUCGCUCGCCGCACUAUCCCUCCUCGCCAUCACAUCACAUCAUCACGAGUACCGAUCGCACAACUCUGUAACGUUUCAUCACUCCAAAGUAAUCGAGAGACAAACACCAGUAGCCACAUAUAACGAAAUCGCAUCGAAGGGCCAUGGUACUCGCGUGACAGUGCGUAAUCUGUUCGGAAAUCUACCCGUGCGGGUCAAGCAGAGAGCAGUGGCCGUAGAGCAAAAGACGGAGCAUGAUCGUUUACGGGAGACCCUUAAGCAGGAUGUCACAGGUUUACUCCUCGCAUGGCAGGGCACUGUACGGCUGAGGGUACGAGAUGCGAAUAACACCGUUAUUCUGAACACCAAUGCACAACACCCAUCCAAGAGUCUCCUUCCGGAGAAAACAAGUGCAACACAACUCCAACACGUCUUGCACGUACUCACGCAAUUGGAUUUCAUCAGCACUGAUAACUGGUCAACUUGGGUGCCUGCAUCCGCUGCUACAUCUGAUAUCUCGAUCAAAGGUGCGGUUUCUCUGAUCCCGGCUCCUUCCAAGCGUGUCCAAUUCAUCUCCCUGGGUGUUAAUCACAUCUCCCCUUUGAGCAGCCAUAAUGAACUAUACGACACGGUCAAUAGGAUAUUUAAUCUCUCAAAUUUCGGAAUGUUGGACGAUGAAACGGACUUGGAUGAAUCUGAAAAGCUUCGGCGUAAGACCGACGGACGCUUCAAAAGCGAUGGGCCUACGCAACGACAACUUCGUGGAAAGAAGGGCGUGGAUCGCUAUCCUAUGUUCUGCCUAUGCAUCUCUUUCGGGCGCUCAAGUUCACCAGCACACCUUGGUGGUGAGUUGUUCAACGACACUGCCAAUUUACAGGCAGUCAUCGAGGUUCUCGAAAUCCUUUUGACGCAGUGGCUCUCAUCACAUCAUUUCCGACCUCAAAAGACACGCUCCAGAAGACAACGAAAGGAACCGUCGGAACCAGAUAGGGAAGGCCCAGUGGAUUUUUGCAAUGCCUCUCUUGGCAAAGCGUCACCCUCUAGCGACAAAUCACUCACUAUAUUUCCUCAAGAGUCACCUAGAGAGCCGCCUCCGAAGCGAAAACGGUUGACUUCUAUGCCCGCUAAAUCUCGACAGUCGAUGUUCAUGGAUUGGUCCCGCAUCAAGACUGGCAAACCGGAAUUCUUGGAAAGCAUGUCGAAGGCCAACAACCGAAAAAGUUCAACGCCCCCGCUCAGGUCAUUGCCAUUGGAAAUAAUUCCUCGUCUAAAUUCUACCAAACCUAGUGCAGAAGUCGCCGGCUUGACUCCUACUCCUUCGAAUGAUUCGUUGGAUGCCUGUUCAACGCCUCGCGCUCAAGUCGAUAGAAAUACUGAGGACGACACGAUCGUUUGGACGGACCCGUUGACCAAGCAAACUCACCUAUUAAACGCCCGUACCGGUUGCGCCGCUGUGCAGGCCACUUCAGCACCUCCCAAAGUGAGUGCGCGCCUAGCUAUAAGUUCGCACGAAGAUGGUCAAGAAAUACACACUCCCUUCCUUGAUGGAAUUCUGCAGACUUGGACAAAUCCUAUCUUCAAGCCUACAGAAAGCCCUAUUCCCAGAUUUCAGUCAAUUGAUGCCGAUGUGCAUGUUGCUCAAUCUGCACAUGCUCAGUGCGCUCAUUUUGACUUUGCGAAUACUUUCCGCUCGCAAGAUGGCUGGCGCACCGAUAGACUGUCGAAAACUGGCCUAUACCAAUGUCGAGUGUUGGGACAGGUUGACCGAAAGUUCAUUUUAGUGGAAAUGCCUGGGUUUUCCGCUUGCGAUGAGGGCCGAACUGAUACUCGCCUUCUCGUGCUAGUAGAUCAACAUGCAGCUGACGAACGCAUUCGUGUUGAAACGCUUCUUGCUGAGCUUUGUGCGCCACUUCAACAGCCAAUUAAUGGCACCGUGUACACCUCCAAGCUCGGAUAUUCUUCCAAAGUCGCCUCCAUGAUGUUGCAAAAGCCAUUACUGUUUUCUGUAUCCCCGACGGAGAGUGAUCUCUUUAUCAAGCAUGCUGCUCGGUUCGCCGCAUGGGGUGUUCUAUACGACGUAUCUGUGGGACACUCGAUUGUUAAAGGCAACCAGGCAUCCCUUGUGGUUACAGCACUACCACCUAGCAUUGCAGAGCGCUGUAGAUUGGAUCCCAAGGUACUUAUUUCGUUCCUCCGCACCUCUGUAUGGACAUAUGCAGAAGAUUUACAUCUUCCUACUUUGGCCGAUGUUGACCCUUCGACGCAAGAGGAUGAAGAUGAAGCGCAUACCCCUUUAUGGGUUCGCCGUUUGUCCCACUGCCCCCAAGCUUUGGUUGAUAUGAUCAACUCUCGCGCCUGUCGCUCUGCAAUCAUGUUCAACGAUGAGCUCCUUAAACAUGAUUGCGAGGAACUAGUGACAAAAUUAUCGAAAUGCACGUUUCCCUUCAUGUGUGCGCAUGGCCGCCCGAGUAUGGUACCGCUGGUAGACUUGAAUAACUUUGGUUAUGAUCAUCAGAUCGGACCAAGUUCUACCGGCACAACACAGUGCGGAAGCGUGCAGGGUCGAAGUGAUGAUUUCGUAUCUGCCUGGAAAAAGUGGAAGCAGAAAUAGAUCACACUGUAUGAUUCGAACAGUGUUUCCAGGUUUACCGUGUGAAUUGGAUACAAUCUUUAUGGAGGCAGAUACCCGUAUUGAAUAUUGAGAUUUUUAAAAUUAAAAUCGAAGACAAUUAUAAUUCAGAUUGGGAAAUGAAGAGAUGUGUGAACGCCAUGAGACCUGCGCAAGCUAUAUACUUGUUAAGAGCAGAGACAGGUCAAUUAAACGUUCGACUGUGCAUUUGAUCUUGGAACAUUCUGAGAGGGCCUAUAGCGAAGUUGGUGAAGUUCGUAUAAGCGUGACAAAUUGGUUCCGUGGAGGGAGAAGGAAUUCUAUGACUACUGGGGUGAAAUUUCUAUAUGAAUGAGCUGAUCGACCGCGUGUAUGCAGUAUGAACUGU
Aaosphaeria arxii CBS 175.79 is the source of this 3561-nucleotide messenger RNA. RefSeq lists its product as uncharacterized. The record is from RefSeq and is a predicted model, not a curated record. The transcript is spliced from 2 exons. Bases 246 to 3176 code for a protein of 976 amino acids. Gene Ontology annotation, molecular function: ATP-dependent DNA damage sensor activity; ATP hydrolysis activity; ATP binding. Lineage: Eukaryota; Fungi; Ascomycota; Dothideomycetes; Pleosporales. Gene Ontology annotation, cellular component: mismatch repair complex. Gene Ontology annotation, biological process: mismatch repair.